This is a messenger RNA of Pocillopora verrucosa, 438 nucleotides long. The record is from RefSeq and is a predicted model, not a curated record. NCBI's taxonomy places the organism in Eukaryota, Metazoa, Cnidaria, Anthozoa, Scleractinia, Pocilloporidae.
AUGGCGGAAGGUCCAAGCAAAGCCCCAAGUGACGUCACACCACCUUCUGGAGAAGAUGAAGAAGAAGAAAAAGAAGUAACUCUUGAUUUUGAUGAAGACACUUUGACAGCAAUAGUUGAAGUUUACAAGAAUGAAGGUAACGACGUUUACAUAAAAGAAGAUUUUUUAAACGCCAUUUACUUUUACACGGAAGGAAUUAAAGUGAAAUGCGGAAACAAAGAAUUGAAGGCCAAACUGUACAACGACAGGGCGACAGUACAUUUCAAAUUAGGCAAUUACCAGGAUUCACUGAGAGAUGCAACAACCGCCCAUCAACUACAACCAACAUAUCUAAAGGCAAUUGUCAGAGGAGCAAGUGCCUGUCUUGAGCUGAAUAAGCCUGAAGAAGCGUACAGAUGGUGUGUUGAAGGAUUAGCCGUAUCCUUUUGUCAGAUCUAA